Messenger RNA from Oncorhynchus keta (chum salmon), 4162 nucleotides. RefSeq names its product ras-related protein Rap-2b-like. Gene Ontology annotation, cellular component: plasma membrane. The record is from RefSeq and is a predicted model, not a curated record. Lineage: Eukaryota; Metazoa; Chordata; Actinopteri; Salmoniformes; Salmonidae. Gene Ontology annotation, biological process: Rap protein signal transduction; negative regulation of cell migration. The transcript has 2 exons. Gene Ontology annotation, molecular function: GTP binding; GTPase activity; GDP binding. The coding region runs from base 370 to 918 and encodes 182 amino acids.
ACUAAUGUUUUGGGUGACUGCCCCUUUAAGAAAUCACAGAACUCAGCCUUGGUUCGUGACGUUAGUUGUCUUGCGUUGAGAAACUGUGUGCAGGAAACGCCAGCCAUAGAAGAGAUCACGCUUUUUAACACCGUGGCACGGUACAAACAACGGAAAAUGUGCAACGCGUUAUAUUAUUAAUGUUCGGAAACGGCCGCUCUCUUCGGAUUCUUACCAGGACCUUCGGAGACGACCCUCGAAAGCGUUUCCGCCGAGGGAUUUGACAACUCCCACCCUCGAAAGAGCUGCCUUUCUGCGGUCUGAAAACAUCGGGUCGGCCAGCGGGUGGGUAGAGGAUUCGUGGAGAGGGGCUGUCUGUUUUCCGAAGCCAUGAGGGAGUAUAAAGUGGUCGUGUUGGGCUCGGGCGGCGUGGGUAAAUCUGCAUUGACUGUCCAGUUUGUGACGGGAUCCUUCAUUGAGAAAUACGACCCCACAAUAGAGGAUUUUUACCGAAAGGAGAUCGAGGUGGACUCGUCUCCCUCUGUUCUGGAGAUACUGGACACGGCGGGGACCGAACAGUUCGCCUCCAUGCGAGACCUGUACAUCAAAAACGGGCAGGGGUUUAUUUUGGUCUACAGUCUGGUCAACCAGCAGAGCUUCCAAGACAUCAAGGCGUUGAGGGAUCAAAUCAUCCGAGUGAAAAGAUACGAGCGAGUGCCCAUGGUAUUGGUUGGAAAUAAAGUGGACUUGGAAGGCGAGAGAGAGGUCUCUUCCGGGGAAGGCAAGGUGCUGGCUCAGGAGUGGAAUUGCCCGUUUAUGGAAACUUCUGCCAAAAAUAAAGGCUUGGUCGACGAACUGUUCGCAGAAAUCGUGAGACAGAUGAACUAUUCCUCUUUACCCAGCGGUGGAGAUCGCUGUUGUUCUUGUGUUCUUUUCUAAGAAAACAUCUUUAAGUUUGCAACUGUGAUUGUUAUCUAGCUAAGUAAAACUCAUUAAAAAAAACAAGGCCUGUUUUGAUAACCUGUUGAUAACAAAAUUAUACGGCCUCUUUUUGAUAAUGCGACCGUCAGUAUUAUUGGAAAGUUAUUUGCACACAACAAUCGAUGAUGACGACAAUUUAUAUUGAAAUAGCCUAAAAAGUGUUUACAUGACAAAGUACUUGAAUGUUUGAGAUUUAAAAAAAAAAAAUAUCACACAGCUUUGUAAUUGACACUUUUUCUGGAAACGUGCCUAACUGGGAAUGUCUUAUUGUAAAACCUAAGAGACUCUUUUUGUUCUGGAACUUUGGUGGGGUUUGAUUACUGUUGAGUUGUACUUUUUCAUGGUUUCUGGGCGGGUCCUUCUGGCCUGGAGAGGGAUUAGAGGAUUAGUCCCUUUGGUGAACAGGGAUUGGUCACUUUUUGUGUGGAUUCUGAUGGGCUCAAGGACCCCCCUUCCUCCUCCUCCAUGCAAAAGCUCAUGUUUGGAUUUUUAGUGUCAAAUAAACCCCAAACUCUGUGAAUAUGCACUGGUCACUGGAACUAGUUUAAACCUGAGCAACUAAUUUAAAAUGACUAAACAUAACACAUAGUCUAAACAUCAAGAAAUUGUGUUUUACCUGCAGAAAAAAAGUCCUACCAAGAUGUGUUGUCAGGCCAUGGAGUGUUGUGGGUUGCUGUUUUUUGUGUUUUUCUUCAGGAUUUGGUAAUGUUGGAUUUAACUUCCCCUGCCCAUCUCACUCUUCAAUGUGCACAAACAAGGUCCUUACUGAUGUGACAUGGGGGGGGGAACAGGACCCCAUGUCAAGUGCCUUCCUAAGAAAUACACCUGUGUCUGUAUGUGCCAACCAAGGAGCCCUACAAUCACAACAGUACUUUACCGUUUCAUUUGUUCCGUUUGAUUUCAAUCACUUUUUGACCUCACUCUUUUUUGAUUAGAACUCAACUUUACGUGCACAUUUGCCCAUGGAAGAGGUGGUCAGAAAGUGACAUUUUGGAACUGAAAGCCAAAAGAUUCAGGAGAUUGAGGUGCUCAAAGUUGACCAGUUUAGCAUAACCCAACAUACCAUGAGACAAUUUCUUCAUCACUGGGAAAUACAAAUGGUUGAGUUUGAUGUAAUUUAAAAGCUUAACAGGCUUGUCAAACUAUUUUUUUUAAACAAAACAUUUUAAUGUCAAUUAUCUAAAACGUGUAAACUCCAAUUGACAUAUUCUGAGGUAUGGUGCCCGCCAUCAGUUGAGACACAGCAUACUCUUAAAUACAGGUUGGGUGCCAUCAGUUGAGACACAGCAUACUCUUAAAUACAGGUUGGGUGCCAUCAGUUGAGACACAGCAUACUCUUAAAUACAGGUUGGGUGCCAUCAGUUGAGACACAGCAUACUCUUAAAUACAGGUUGGGUGCCAUCAGUUGAGACACAGCAUACUCUUAAAUACAGGUUGGGUGCCAUCAGUUGAGACACAGCAUACUCUUAAAUACAGGGUGGGUGUCAUCAGUUGAGACACAGCAUACUCUUAAAUACAGGUUGGGUGCCAUCAGUUGAGACACAGCAUACUCUUAAAUACAGGUUGGGUGCCAUCAGUUGAGACACAGCAUACUCUUAAAUACAGGUUGGGUGCCAUCAGUUGAGACACAGCAUACUCUUAAAUACAGGGUGGGUGUCAUCAGUUGAGACACAGCAUACUCUUAAAUACAGGUUGGGUGCCAUCAGUUGAGACACAGCAUACUCUUAAAUACAGGGUGGGUGUCAUCAGUUGAGACACAGCAUACUCUUAAAUACAGGGUGGGUGUCAUCAGUUGAGACACAGCAUACUCUUAAAUACAGGUUGGGUGCCAUCAGUUGAGACACAGCAUACUCUUAAAUACAGGUUGGGUGCCAUCAGUUGAGACACAGCAUACUCUUAAAUACAGGGUGGGUGUCAUCAGUUGAGACACAGCAUACUCUUAAAUACAGGGUGGGUGUCAUCAGUUGAGACACAGCAUACUCUUAAAUACAGGUUGGGUGCCAUCAGUUGAGACACAGCAUACUCUUAAAUACAGGUUGGGUGCCAUUUGAAUCUUUAGAAAUAGUUACAUUCUAUGAAGUAUAUCCCUUCAGACCAGUGGAAUUUAGCUGGUGGUACACCAUUGAAAUUAACAUUUUUACUUUCACAAAGAUGGCCACCGGUCCACUCACCGUUGAAUGUCAACUUAAAUGGGAAUGUCUAUUAUGUAUAUUUCUAUGAUUUCAAUAGGUGUCACAUGGACUAUUGACAGUGUAAUUUCAAACAACUGAUAUUCUAAUUCAAGUCAACAUUUUUUGAUAUGUGGACAAAUCAUCUUUGUGGUACCAUUUGAAAGCUGAAAUUUCUGUUAUUCCAAUUUGAAUACAUUUAGGCAAAACAUAACACCCACCCUGUAUUCAAGAGCAUGUUGUGUCUCAACCAAUGGCAGGCACAAUACAAACACCUCACAUUAUGUAAAAUAGGGUCUAUGCUAGUACAAAGGACACUGCCCUGUGUAGGGUGCCGUCUUUCGGAUGGGAUGUUAAACGGGUGUCCUGACUCUCUGAGGUCAUUAAAGUCCCAUGGCACUUAUCGUAAGAGUAGGGGUGUUAACCCUGGUGUCCUGGCUAAAAUUCCUAAUCUGGCCCUCAAACCAUCACGGUCACUUAAUAAUCCCCAGAUUACAAUUGGCUCAUUCAUAAAAUAAAUAAAAUAUUUUGAAAAAUGAAAAAGUUGAAGUUGAUGUGUUUUUAGAUAAUUGAAGUUAAAAUAUUUUUUUUGAAAGAUGGAAAUUAAGAAAUAAUUAAAUAGUUUGACAACCCUGUUUGUAAGAUUUAACAUUUAGUUAAACCCAGCUGUUUAUAUUUUCCAGUGAUGAAGACAUGGUGUUCAAAUCAAAAAGGUGUACAGUCAAAAAGGGAUUUGAAAUAAAAUGUAAUGGCCCUUUUUGUCUUUUUCAGUGAGGAAGUCGAGGUGUAGAUGGAAUAACAGUUAUUUCAGUGCAAAGUUUGAGCUCUUUUUAUCCCCACUGAGAGUAUGAGCCCAAACAGCUUUAUGUUGUGGGUUCAGCAAAAAGUAAGCCAUGUUUGUUUUUAUCUUAGAAAUAGUUUCUUUCUGAAAUGUGAAUUCCUGAUUUCAAUUGUAAUUUUGACCCCAGACAAGCCUUUUACCACCCACUUGUCUGGAUUGAACAACUUUUAAUACAAAAGGCAUUUUAUGUAAA